AUGGAGCCGGCAAAUCCUCUUGUAACAUCCGUAGCGUUAUUUGUAACGCGAUCGGAAAUCGAUUUUUCUCAUCGUUCACCAAGUCCUAUAUGUCAACGAUGGUUUAUGGUUUUAUAUCUUAAAUCCGAAGCUAAAGAACUUGCAUUAACAGUUUAUCCAGUAAAUAUGAAAAAUCCUGAGCAAGAAUUCAAAAAAGCUUAUAAUUCCAGUCCACCGGUUGUUGUAUUUGAUGAAACAAAUGAUAAAUCAUCACAAGUUGUUCUAACUGAUAAUCGUGAUAUUGAUGCUGAAAUAAGUAAACGUUUUCCCGUAACAAAUAUGAGUUCAUUAAAAGAAGCCGAAGACGUUUGUUCAAAUGUUUAUAUUAAAUUUCAUCCCUAUUUAAAAUCGCAAGUUGGCGAUCCGCAAGAACAAAUUAAAUUGCGUUCAUUAUUAAGUGAAUUUAAACGUAUCAAUGAUUAUCUUGAAGAAAUGGGUACGAAGUUUUUAUCGGGCGAUGAAAUGACAUUUGUCGAUUGUGACGUCAUGCCGAAAUUACAACAUAUACGUGUUGCGGGAAAAUAUUAUAAAAAUCUCGAUAUACCAAAUGAAUUUCAUGCCCUAUGGUCAUAUAUGGAUCGUUGUUAUAAAACAAAAGCAUUUCAAGAAUCAUGUCCGUUCGAUCAAGAUAUUUUAAUGCAUUACGAAGGUAAAGUCGGAGCGCAUAUCAAAGCAGUUGGUAAAACGCCAACAUUGCAACAACCAACAAUGACAUUAACAAUACCCGUACAUGACCAUAGUGAAUGA
Rotaria socialis is the source of this 786-nucleotide messenger RNA. The record is from the annotation of a GenBank genome assembly. NCBI's taxonomy places the organism in Eukaryota, Metazoa, Rotifera, Eurotatoria, Philodinida, Philodinidae.